AUGCGCUGCGUGACCUUGGACAGCGACCUGACCUCGGUGGGCCCCAGGCUUCUCAUUUCCCCGGUGAGCGUGUCCACCGUAGCUGUCGGCAUUACGGGUUCGGGGAGGGGGCUGGAGCCCAGGAGAGGUGCGGCGGAGGUCCCCCGGGAGUCCCGCCGCGCGGCCACCGGGUCGCCGCCCGCCCCCCCGCCCCCCGGCGCGGUGCGGACGGCGGGAUCGCGCUCUCGGCGGCGCCCGGCACGGAACGGAGCGGCGGCAGCAGCGGCCGCGGCAACAGCUCCAGCUCCAGCUCCCGCUCGGCCCCGCUCGGCCCCGCUCGGCCCCGCUCGGCCCCGCUCGGCCCCGCUCGGCCCCGCGCGCCCGGGCCCCGCGCCCCGACCCCGCCGCCGCGCCUGCCGGGGGGCCUCGGGCGCCCCCGCCGCCCGCCUCACGCUGAAGUUCCUGGCCGUGCUGCUGGCCGCGGGCAUGCUGGCGUUCCUCGGUGCCGUCAUCUGCAUCAUCGCCAGCGUGCCCCUGGCGGCCAGCCCGGCGCGGGCGCUGCCUGGCGGCGCCGACAACGCCUCCCCCGCGCUGCCCGGGGCGCCGGCGGCCAGCGCGCACCCGCUGCCGCCCGUGCCCCUCUUCAGCCGCUUCCUCUGCACGCCGCUGGCGGCCGCCUGCCCGUCGGGGGCCGAGCAGGGCGACGCGGCGGCCGGCGAGCGCGAGGAGCUGCUGCUGCUGCAGAGCACGGCCGAGCAGCUGCGCCAGACGGCGCUGCAGCAGGAGGCGCGCAUCCGCGCCGACCAGGACACCAUCCGCGAGCUCACCGGCAAGCUGGGCCGCUGCGAGAGCGGCCUGCCCCGCGGCCUUCAGGACGCCGGGCCCCGCCGCGACGCCAUGGCCGACGGGCCCUGGGACUCGCCGGCGCUCAUCCUGGAGCUGGAGGACGCCGUGCGCGCCCUCCGGGACCGCCUGGACCGCAUCGAGCAGGAGCUCCCAGCCCGUGUGAACUUCUCAGCGGCCCCAGCCCCUGCGCCUGCGGUGCCCACAGCCCUGCACUCCAAGAUGGACGAACUAGAGGGGCAGCUGCUGGCCAAGGUGCUGGCCCUGGAGAAGGAGCGCGUGGCUCUCAGUCACAACAGCCAGCGGCAGCGGCAGGAGGUGGAGAAGGAGCUGGAUGCGCUGCAGGACCGCGUGGCUGGACUGGAACAUGGGUCCUCAGCCUACAGCCCUCCAGAUGCCUUCAAGAUCAGCAUCCCCAUCCGCAACAACUACAUGUAUGCCCGUGUGCGGAAGGCACUGCCUGAGCUCUACGCCUUCACCGUCUGCAUGUGGCUGCGCUCCAGGUCGGGUGGCAGUGGCCAGGGCACGCCCUUCUCCUACUCGGUGCCCGGGCAGGCCAAUGAGAUUGUGCUGCUGGAGGCGGGCCACGACCCCAUGGAACUGCUGAUCAAUGACAAGGUGGCCCAGCUGCCUCUGAGCCUGAAGGACAAUGGCUGGCACCACAUCUGCAUCGCCUGGACCACAAGGGAUGGCCUGUGGUCUGCCUACCAGGACGGGGAGCUGCAGGGCUCCGGUGAGAACCUAGCCGCCUGGCACCCCAUCAAGCCUCAUGGGAUCCUUAUCCUGGGCCAAGAGCAGGACACCUUGGGUGGUCGGUUUGAUGCCACCCAGGCCUUCGUGGGUGACAUCGCCCAGUUUAACCUGUGGGACCACGCCCUGACACCUGCCCAAGUCCUGGGCAUUGCCAACUGUACCGGGCCGCUGCUGGGCAACGUCCUCCCCUGGGAAGACAAGCUGGUGGAGGCCUUUGGGGGUGCAAAGAAGACCACCUUUGAUGUCUGCAAGGGGAGGGCCAAAGCAUGAGGGGCCACCUCAUCCAGGGUCCCUCCCUUGCCUGCCAUUUUGGGGACCUUACGGUGGGGGUACACAUUCCCUCCUCAGCCUACCCACACACUGGCCUUCCCUCCUGCCCUGCUCCUGGCCAUGCCUCCUGUUUCCCCCCACCUAUACCCACACCUCCAGAAUGCCCUGCCCUGCAGUGGCUGUCCCCUAACCCCACUUGGAUGGGGACAAGCAGCUCAAGCCAACAGGUCAAGCCUGGGGUGAGUCCAGGGCCUGGUGGGGGGUGACAACAGUGCCCACAGCACUGUCCACCCUCUCGGCAUCACACUGGAGCUGUCUUACCCCCACCCACCCUGGCCCAUCCACCAGGUCUGAUGCCACUGAUCUCAACAGCAUGUCCCAUGGGGUCAUGUAUGGAGGAAGGGCCCACUAUCUCAGUGGUAGGCGUGGCUGUCUGCCCCCCCGUCCCCCAAGCAACAGGCCUGGCCCCUUCCCCUUCAGGACCACAACAAGCUCUAGAGCUGUCCCCCCAGCUGAGAAAGGGGUGACAGGGACAUAGGCGACUCAGACUCACCCCUCC
Molecule: messenger RNA, 2404 nt
Organism: Odobenus rosmarus divergens (Pacific walrus)
Lineage: Eukaryota; Metazoa; Chordata; Mammalia; Carnivora; Odobenidae
Gene: NPTXR
Product: neuronal pentraxin receptor
Exons: 9
Coding region: 1-1845 (614 amino acids)
Source: RefSeq, a predicted model, not a curated record